Messenger RNA from Cavenderia fasciculata, 2556 nucleotides. RefSeq lists its product as uncharacterized. Bases 1 to 2556 code for a protein of 851 amino acids. The transcript has 2 exons. The record is from RefSeq and is a predicted model, not a curated record. NCBI's taxonomy places the organism in Eukaryota, Evosea, Eumycetozoa, Acytosteliales, Cavenderiaceae.
AUGGUACGUUAUAGUUUCCAAUCCGAUACGAUCGUUAAAAACAUUGCUAGAAUCAUCCCAUUCACAAAUAUUAAAGGAUGUAAUGAUGAAAGAUGUAAUGAAUCAAACAAAGAACAACAUGAUAGAGUGAUUAAAAGUGUACUAUGUAAUAUUGUAUUGUUUAGAAGGAUUAUAUCAGUAUCUUCUUUCAACAACAAAGAUAUAAAGACAUACAAGUUUAAUCAAUUACCAAACAAGAUUGGUUGGUAUCUCAGAUGUGGGCAUAUCAAUCAAUUAAAACAAAGAAUUGAAAGAGAAGAAAAAGAAUUACAUCAAUUAUUUAAUAAUACUUUAUCCUCUUCAUCAUCAUCAUCAUCAUCUUCUUCUUCAACUUUAUCAUCAUCAUUUACAAUUAAAAAAGAUUAUUUAUUUGAUGAUGAUCAUUUAAAAUGGAAUUAUAAAACAACAGAAGAUAUAUGUUCAUUUAAUGGUCAAGAUAAACAACACUUGGAGAUAUUUAGAUAUCUGUUUGAAAAGAAACCUGAAUGGUUUAACCACCCAGAUUGUUUCAAGAUUGCAGCAAGUAAAGGCAACAUAGAGAUAUUUAAAAUAUUGGCCGAUAAUACAGUCCCUAUCAAACCAUCAUUUGACAUGAAUGAAUGUAUUACUGUUGCCAUUAAAGGAAUGCAUCCAGACAUGGCAAGGUAUUUAUUGGAAAUGAAUAAUUACAAAUUCCAAAUGGUCAAACAUUCAUUUUAUUUAAAGGGUCGUUUAUUGCAAUACAACCAAUCAGAUUUAAUCAAACUUGCUAGAAUCUUUAUUGGCAUUUGCAACCAAAACAAUGAUAGAGUCAAAAUGGAGAGGAUUUUUGCACAUUUCUUUAUUGAUCUAGUCAUGCCAUCUCAAGAUAUAGAUCUGGUUAAAGAAGCGACCGGCCACUAUUCUUACUCGAUAGAAGGUGUACUUGAUCAAUUACUCAGUAGUGGUGCGCCAAAAGACAUGAAUCUCGAUCAACACAUUGAUUUUAUCAAACAAGUUAUAAAACUAAACACCAUAGAAUAUGAACAACGGUUUGAUAUGGCAAACAAAUUUGUUGCCAAGUAUGUCAUUGACGAGGAGAUGGAUUGUAUUGAAAAGAGUAGUCUGGAAAUGGAUCAAUAUUAUUACAAUAAUAAUCAUUUCGAUAGUAUUUAUCAACUAUCAACCAAACAAUCUCGUUGGUAUAUGUUUAUGUUUAGCAUUAUGCACAUCCUACCACCAGCUCAUAUUUUCAAAGUACGUGUCAAAGAUGAACAAAAAACAGAGUUUAUCGAAAUGGUAUACAAGAUGUAUGGAUGGGGAUUCAUCAUGAACCAAGGUAGAUUAGAGCAUGUCAAGUUGGCACAUUCAAUGGGUUUGAUAGAUCCAAAUGAUUUAUUUGUCCCAAAACAUAAAGACGGUCAUCAAACAAUGAAUAUAAUGCAAUAUCUCUACGACACGAAUGGAAUCAUCACGUCACAAACCUACAAUUAUACAGUGGAUCAAUGUGGUAGGAAUGACGACAAGGUUAUUAUGUUUCUUUAUCAACAUUAUCCUCACGUGAUCAGUCAAGAUGAUAUUCUCAAAUAUAUUAAAAAAUAUGGUCAUUAUUAUCUUGUUGACAUACUUGUCAUCAAACAAGAAGAAGCUCGAUCUGAUAAAAGGUGCUAUAUAAGGAAUAGUAGGAAUAUCAAUGCAACCCAUCUUGAUAAAUUAAUCAAAAUGGGACCCGUUCACUACUAUUACGAUGAUCGUGUUGGUCAAAAGAGUUUUCAACUCUUGCAACAAUAUUAUAAUCAUAUUGACAAUGAUAUGGAAUCUGUUGAAUCAACAUUUCAAGAACAACUAGAUAUUUCAACAAAAAAUAACCAAAUUGAUAUUGUAGAAUGGCUAUUAUUUAAACAAUCAAAAUGCAAACCAAACAAGACAACUAUUAUAUCAAUUCUAUCAGAAUCAUACAAUCAUCAAUACAAACCACUUUACAAGUUAAUCAAACGUUAUUAUCAAGAGGAAAAUGAAUCAUUGGAGGAACCUUUACAAUUUAAAUUGGAAACUUGGGAUACCAUAGCAUCAAGAGGUGAUAUUAAAACAUUUGAUAAAUUCAUAUCAAGUUGCCCUGAGCCCUCUAAAGUGUAUGAAUCAGUCAUCUUGGCAUCCAUCACUCAUAAUCAACUAGCAUUUAUUCAACACCUUGCUAACAACAAUUACCAACAUUUAAAGAAAAUAAUGGAAAUGAUUAAUACCUUGAUGAAAACUGCUAUCACCAACGAUUGUCCAAUGAUACUGAAAUACUUUUUAGAUUUGGUCAAAGAAGAAAAUAGUCAACCCAAAAAUAUUGAAAAUGCUCUUAAAAUGUGUUUCAUGGAAGGAAGCUUCAAUUGUCUCAAAAUGGUAUUGGAUCUAGAUUAUUAUAAUAAUUCAUCAAUCAGUCGAGUAUAUUAUAAACUGUUAUCAAAAGGAUUAUUAAAAGAAAAAUCACAUCUACCACUAAUUACAUAUUAUCUAAUGCAUCAUGGUUAUAUAGAUAAUUGCGGUAAUGUAACUGUGGAAAAUAAUUAA